Scomber scombrus (Atlantic mackerel) is the source of this 4353-nucleotide messenger RNA. RefSeq names its product cullin-5-like. The record is from RefSeq and is a predicted model, not a curated record. Bases 16 to 2358 code for a protein of 780 amino acids. Gene Ontology annotation, cellular component: Cul5-RING ubiquitin ligase complex; SCF ubiquitin ligase complex. Lineage: Eukaryota; Metazoa; Chordata; Actinopteri; Scombriformes; Scombridae. Gene Ontology annotation, biological process: protein ubiquitination; SCF-dependent proteasomal ubiquitin-dependent protein catabolic process. The transcript is spliced from 20 exons. Gene Ontology annotation, molecular function: ubiquitin protein ligase binding.
AUAAGUUGAAGAAACAUGGCGGCGUCUAAUUUGUUAAAGAACAAAGGGUCCCUGCAGUUUGAGGACAAGUGGGAUCUGAUGCGGCCCAUCGUCCUCAAGCUGCUCAGACAGGAAGCCGUCACCAAGCAACAGUGGUUCGACUUGUUCUCAGACGUUCACGCAGUGUGUCUCUGGGAUGAUAAGGGACCGGCCAAAAUCCACCAAGCACUCAAAGAGGACAUCCUAGACUUCAUCAAACAAGCACAAGCUCGGGUACUGAGCCACCAGGACGACACGGCGCUGCUGAAGGCCUACAUCGUGGAGUGGAGGAAGUUCUUCACACAGUGCGACAUCCUGCCCAAACCUUUCUGUCAGCUGGAGAUCACGCUGAUGGGCAAACAGGGCAGCAACAAGAAGACUAACAUGGAGGACAGCAUCGUACGCAAGCUCAUGCUGGACACGUGGAACGAGUCGAUCUUCUCCAACAUUAAAAGCCGUCUGCAGGACAGCGCCAUGAAGCUGGUGCACGCUGAGAGGCUGGGAGAGGCCUUCGACUCCCAGCUCGUCAUCGGAGUACGAGAGUCGUACGUGAACCUGUGUUCCAACCCAGAAGACAAGCUGCAGAUCUAUCGGGACAACUUUGAGAAAGCUUACCUGGACUCCACAGAGAGGUUCUACAGGACGCAGGCGCCGUCAUACUUACAGCAGAACGGAGUCCAGAACUACAUGAAAUAUGCAGACGCCAAGCUGAGAGAAGAGGAGAAGAGAGCAAUACGAUACCUGGAGACGCGCCGUGAAUGUAACUCUGUACAAGCACUGAUGGAGUGUUGUGUGAACGCUCUGGUGACGCUGUUCAAAGAGACGAUCCUCGCUGAGUGUCCGGGGAUGAUCAAACGCAACGAGACAGACAAGCUGCACCUGAUGUUUUCACUAAUGGACAAAGUGCCCAACGGGAUGGAGCCCAUGCUGAAAGACCUGGAGGAACAUAUCCUCAGUGCCGGACUCGCAGACAUGGUGGCUGCUGCGGAGACCAUCACUUCUGACUCUGAGAAGUACGUGGAGCAGCUGCUGACUCUGUUUAACCGCUUCAGUAAACUGGUAAAGGAGGCCUUCCACGACGACCCUCGCUUCCUCACCGCCAGAGAUAAGGCGUAUAAGGCCGUCGUCAACGACGCCACAAUCUUCAAACUGGAGCUGCCUCUGAAACAGAAAGGUGUGGGCAUGAAGACUCAGCCGGAGUCAAAGUGUCCUGAGCUGCUGGCAAACUACUGUGACAUGCUGCUGAGGAAAACUCCUCUCAGUAAGAAACUAACCUCCGAGGAGAUCGAGCUCAAACUCAAAGAAGUGCUCUUGGUGUUGAAGUACGUCCAGAACAAAGACGUGUUCAUGCGGUACCACAAAGCUCACCUGACCAGGCGCCUGAUUCUGGACAUCUCAGCCGACAGUGAGAUUGAAGAGAACAUGGUGGAGUGGCUCAGAGAAGUAGGAAUGCCCGCUGACUAUGUGAACAAGCUGGCCAGAAUGUUUCAGGACAUCAAAGUCUCAGAGGACCUCAAUCAAGUUUUUAAAGAGAUGCACAAACAUAACAGGCUUGCGCUGCCAGCCGACAGUGUGAACAUUAAGAUCCUGAAUGCUGGCGCCUGGUCUCGGAGCAGCGAGAAGGUUUUUGUGUCGUUGCCCACAGAGCUGGAGGACCUGAUCCCAGAGGUGGAGGACUUCUACAAGAGGAAUCACAGCGGCCGCAAACUGCACUGGCAUCACCUCAUGUCCAACGGCAUCAUCACCUUUAAGAACGAGGUGGGUCAGUACGACCUGGAGGUGACGACCUUCCAGCUGGCCGUGUUGUUCGCCUGGAACCAGAGACCCAGAGAGAGAAUCAGCUUCGACAACCUCAAACUGGCCACAGAGCUGCCUGACGCGGAGCUGCGCCGCACACUCUGGUCCCUGGUUGCCUUCCCCAAGCUGAAGAGACAGGUGUUGUCUUACGACCCCUCCGUUAGCUCGCCCAAAGACUUCACCGACAGCACGCUGUUCUACGUCAACCAGGAGUUCUCCAUCAUCAAAAACUCCAAAGUGCAGAAGCGGGGGAAGAUCAAUCUGAUUGGUCGGCUGCAGCUGACGACAGAGCGAAUGAGAGAAGAAGAGAACGAAGGAAUCGUCCAGCUCAGAAUACUCAGAACUCAGGAGGCCAUCAUCCAGAUCAUGAAGAUGAGGAAGAGGAUCAGCAACGCCCAGCUGCAGACGGAGCUGGUUGAGAUCCUGAAGAACAUGUUCCUGCCUCAGAAGAAGAUGAUCAAGGAGCAGAUCGAGUGGCUCAUCGAACACAAGUACAUCAACAGGGACGAGACGGACAUCAACACCUUCAUCUACAUGGCCUAGGAUGGCGAGGGAAGGGUGGAGGAGGAGCGCUUUUUUAUUGCUGGCCUGCGACGGGGGGCGCUUUAAAAAAAAGAAGAAAAGAAACACCUGCAAAAAGAGGAGAGAAAGAAAGAAAGGAGUCAGACGAUGAAGAGAUUUUCUAAUAAAAGUGUGGAUAUUUUUUUGUGUUUGUGGGACGCAAGCGUGCUUUCGACUGCCCGUGAGUGUCGAUCAGAGCAGAGAGAGAGAAAGAGAGACAGGGAGAGAGAAAAAGAGAGACACAGCAGCAUGGCGGCGCCGUCUGCCAGCAGCUCCGAAGAAAAACAAGAAAAAAAGACACAGUGACAUAAUUAAAUGAAAUACUUCCUGCCUUACUUUCAUCAGCGACAGACUGCAGAAGAGGAAGAGGAGGAAGAGGAGGAGGACAAACGUAACAAGCUGAUAACAAUCGUUUUGCUUUCACUUGACUCCAUUUUGCAUCCCUCCCAGUCUACAAAGGAGGGAUGCAAAAGCAAAAAAAAAGAAAGAAAGAAAGAAAGAAAAAAGCCGCAAGUGAAAGCAGCCACUGAGGAGAAGAGACACAGAUGUUGAAACUACCGAGGAGUAUUUUUGCCAAAUUGUGUGUUUGUGUGUGUGUGUGUGUUUGUGUGUGUGUGUGUGUGUGCACUUUCAACAGCAUGCUGCUCUAUGAUUUUUUUUUUUUUUGUCUUUCCAGUGGAGGAUCUGUCACACGUUUUUCUUUUUUUCUUUUUUUUUUUUGUUGUGGUUGUGUCUUUAAAGUUUUGAGGAAUUUAAGACCAGCCGCCCGAAUGAAUUAAACGCUGAAAUUGAGCUUUUUUUUUUUUUCUUUUUUUAUGGCCUGUUGCAGGUGAAGUUUGUCAACAGGUUCAAGUAGAAGAAGAAGAAGAAGAAGAAGUUCUUGUCCUCAUACUGCAAACUAUUUAUUUUUGUUGGUGUGUAAAGAACCUGCACUCUGAACAAUGUGAGAUUAAAUAUCAGCUGAAUGCAUCAAAGAGACAAAAACAACAACAACACUAUUUUACACUUGAGUGAAAAAUCCAUCGCUGAUGAAUCCACGAACAGUCUCGGUCUUUUUGCACAAAGUCCAGUUAAAGAAUUUUUGAUUUUAAAUUAAAGCAAAAAACAGAAAGAACCACACUGAGUUCAUUUAGACAUCAUGGUGUGUGUGUGUGUGUGUGUUUGUCUGUGUUUGGAGUCUGUCAUAGGCUACUUUUGAGGACACACUUCAGACUUAGGACCAGUUAAUUGGAGACAAAAGCUGAUUUUUGGGUCAGUUUUUAAGGUUAGUGGUGGGUUAAGUCUCCAGGAAAUUAAUGUAAGGCUCCCCAAACUUGACACAGGUAAGAGAGAGAGUGUGUGUGUGUGUGUGUGUACUGUCAUAGGCUACUUUUGGGGACAAACUUCAGACUUAUGUCCAGUUAAUUGGAGACAAUUAGGGACAAAAUGAUUGGAAAAAAAUGAUUUUUGGGUCAGUUUUUAAGGUUACUGUUGUAUGUAAUGUCCCCAAAAGUGACUUAAGACAACGUGUGUGUACAUACUGUCAUAGGCUACUUUUGGGGACAAAUGUCAGACUUAGGAGUAGUUAAUUAGGGACAAGAGCUGUGUCCAUAAAUGGGGAAAAAAGCUGAUUUUUGGGUCAGUUUUUAAGGUUACUGUUAGGUAAAGUCUCCAGGAAAUGAAUAUAAGUCUAUGUAAUGUCCCUAAAAGUGACCAAGGACAACCUGUGUAUGCGUUUAGUCUGUCAUAGGCUACUUUUGGGGACACAUUUGAGACUUAGGAUCGGUUGAACUCGGGACAAGAGCAGGAAAAGGUGAGUUUUGGGUCAGUUUUUAAGGUUACUGUGUUAGGAUAAGUCUCCAGGAAAUGAAUGUAAGUCUCAAUAAUGUCCCUAAAAGUGACCUAGGACAACUUGUGUGUAUAUAUGUGUAUGUGUGUAUAGUCUGUCAUAGGCUACUUUUGGGGACAAAAGCUGAUGUUUGGGUCAGUCUCCAAGGG